CAGUCGUAGUGAGGUCUGGCGCUGGUGGGAGGUCGGCUCGCGCGCUGUCGCUUCGUCAGUGCCGCGGGACUGGUGGAGGAUAACGGCGUCGUGUCUGCACCAUGCUCAAGCACGUGCACUCGUCAACAACCACCCUGUCUCCGUUCCGGUGCAUCAAGCCGCAAGCCAACGAUGCGCUGAGCCUCAACAGCAGCGUGAGCUUCGGCAGCGGAGGCGCCGAGCAGCUGUCGUCGCGGUCAUCGAGCACGAGCAGUCUGCACGAGGCGCUGCCGCCCAGGAAGAGGUCACCUAUCCGAUCCGGAGAAGAUGAGCUGACAAUGGUGAAGGUGUACGCGCGUGUGCUCUGCGCUGACAUGGAGUACAAGACGCUGAGCAUCGACGCGAACGCCUCCAGCUCCGACGUGGUGCGGCUGCUGCUGAGCAAGUUCAAGAUGAAGCACCGGGACCCGAAUCUUUUCUACCUCACCAUGGAGGUGUGGGUGCGCAAAACGGGCAUCCCCAUUCGAACCAUCAUGGUUCUGGACGACGAGGCGCGGCCUGUGGAGCUGCAGUCGUGUCACCCCAAGGGCGAUUCCAAAUUUCUCCUUCAAAUGAGGCGAGGAGGCCUGGUCAAAGUUUACGACAGCUGUUUAAUGGCAGGUUCCCUGUACAAGAGCCUGCUGGUAUCAGAACGGACGACAGCGGAAGAAGUGGUUCAGCUUGUCCUUCACUGCUACAACUCCAGUGACCGAGGAUCCAAGUACUCUCUCUACGAAGUGUGCCCCAUCAAAAAUUAUGAAAGAGCGCUCCACUCAAAUGAGCUUCCCCUGAGGAUCCAACAGAACUGGCCAUCUCCAGAGCAUUUUGCCUUCCACCUCAGACGGAAUCAGGAGGGCAUACAUCAGAAACGCCAGCUACCUUGGACAUGCCAAACAGACAUGACUGGUCAUCUCAACUUUCGCCUCAACGUUUCAAGGAAUGAGUUAAGUCCGGCAGCUAUUCAUUCGCCUACAUUGAAGCCAUCGUACAACAACUACGAGAACUGCUUUUACAUCUGAAAUUCAGUAGUGUGGUGUAUCGUCAUGAGAAAAGCGAAAUGCAUGCUCGUUGGAACGUGGUGACCCACAUGAGAUGUGUGGAAGCAGCAAAUGUCACGUGCUUUUUCACCAAAUGUGUGCUUUGGCCAACAUUGUUGAUUCUGUUGAAAUGUGCACAAGAAAUCAUUUCACAUAUGUAGUCUAUGGCACCUGUCCGCAAGUCCAAAAGGCAUGGCAGACAUUAUUUCUGUACCAACCUGUCUGUGUCCAUCAUGCUGCAGAGAGAGAGCAUUGAAUAUUCUCAUCUUCCACGACUCUAAUAAGUGCACAUUCUUUGAGGUGCAAGAUUUUUGUACUGAAUGCUAUGUGUAGGCACAAGGGCUGUCUCACGUGUAAAUCGGUUCCAAAACUUAAAACUGUGCUUCCUGAAUAUGUUUGGAGGGAGAGUGGGACCACUGUUGUCGGUGGUUUUCUUCAUCAUAGCAGUACAGCAUUCUUUUUCAUUGUGCAGAUUGAAAUGUAGAUGUGUGCAAUUAAUUCUCUGACGGCAUGGUCUGCUGUUUGAAGAUGUUCAUUUUGCUUGUAUAAUAUCAUUGACCAAAGACCUAUGCAAAGCACUCUGGUAAAAGGUUACAUUUAAUGGUUCAGUGGCAGGUUGCUCAGUGUAACAGUGAAAAGAAUUGUCAUUCGUACUUUACAAGUUUUCACAAACAAGUAAAUAGGAACAUCUCUGGCUGCCACAUGGCCACAUUGACAUAUAUGCCAGUGAAUGAUGCAUCUCCAGAAAUGUUUGCUCACGAUUGCCAGAGCAUAUAUAUAUAUAUAUAUAUAUAUAUAGUUUUUAUCACAUUCAUGUAAUAUAUCACACAGUGUCUUGAUGGCUUUGUAGAUAAAAGAAAAUUGCAAAUAAGGGUCACACAUUACUCAAUCCACAGGUCAUCAUGCAUGUCAUCAGUGCCUAACAUACUAGUCAUGCAAGAAAGCGAUAAUAAUGAUGACUUGACACAGUGUGAAUUUCAGCACUUUGUAACAUGCUGUUGUAUUUGCUUUUCAACAGAUUUUGUUUCAGCAGGUGCCAGAAUGGCGCUCUCAGAAAAGGGUUUGAAUAUGCGUAUUUUCUUUCGCUGUGGUUGUUUACUUGCAGGUAAUUGUAUGCUUGUGAGCUACAGUUGUCAAAUGUUUAUUACAGAACCUAAAAACAUCAAAAAGCAGGAAUUAGAAGGCUUCCUGCUUUUAUACAAAUUAGCUUUUCAUGUAAAGUAGCUGUGAUUUCUUAUUUUCUUAUUACCAUUUGUAUUUGGCUUGGACAUUUAGUAAAACACAAGAAAUAAUGAAGUCCUUGAUAAUUUCUUGUGAAAAUUUGUGUCCCAUGUACUGCUAUGGCACUGCUUCAGUUGUCUGUACUUCACAGGAUGGCAUUGCCUUGUAUUUUCUAAACAAGUCGCAAACCCAUAAAAGUAACCACUCUUCCUUAUCACAAAAGUCUCCAAAGCUACUUGACAAUGGGAAAUGGGACGCCUUUUAAUAACUUUCAUUAAUGAAAAUUGUUGUACUACCCUCCAUCAAACAGAGAUGAAGAACAAUGUUUUAUUAUUAAAAUAACCAGCCCAAGCUUCACUGUAAAGCAUUUGACUAUGGGGAGCACUCUUGAUCUAUUUCAUCCGAAUAUUGAUAGUCGUAUACAUGUAUGCAGUUUUCACGUUAGCGAGCUGUGAGGCUCAAGGUAACUAUUCCGGUGUUCUUUACAUUUGUUUUUUCUGCAUCUGUGAUUUUGGAAGCAAAAAGUUCAAUAAGCAUGGGCUCUUCAUUCUAAAGUCAGACCUCACUCAAGCUUUGAGCAUGCAAGCAAACUGGCCCUUUGAACUCUGUUAUCUGGCAUAUCAGCGAAGUUUGGCCACACAGCAAUUAAUUGCCUGCAUACUUUUAGCUCAAUUUGCGUAUGUUGUUACAGUAUCCAUAUGCCAAUUCACUGUCCAAGCAGUGCAUGCCUUUAAGGCAUGUAAAAAAAGAAAGCUGCAGCAUUUCACAUUAUCAAAUUUCUGCAUAUAUGUACACACUAUGUUUACACUUGAGUUUGGACCUUCUGACAGUUUGCUUCGAUUAUGACGGAAAAAAUAUCAAUUUUUUGCAUUUGACUCAUUAAGAACGUGCGUGCAUAUGCAGCAGCCGCUCUAGGGCCUUGCAGUUUCUCAUACAGUGUGUAUUGCCUGCUACCGCAAAAUAUGUGUAAUAUGCUGUAAGGUGCUUGUGCAUAUGUGGAUGAAACGCAAUGCUGUAAUUAUAUUGUUGUGUAUUGUGUUUAGGUUUCAUAUGCAAGGAUGCCAUAUCAAUGACCUUUACAGCAAUUGAAAUAACCACUUCUUGAUGUCUUGCAAUUGCAAAAGCCAUGGCACAUUUAUUCCGGACACAGUUAUCUGCAUUUGCUACCCUAGAUCCCAGCCCUGCACACAGGGGCCUAAGUGAUCUUGAUUUGUUUGUUGCAUUGAUGGCAUUUUUGAUAUUGACGGUGUUUUCACGAGUCGUUACACUUUACUCAUCUGAUUUUGUACAGGGAAGGAAUGUGAAGUACGAAGCUGAAUAUAUAUUGCAAUGUUCUAUUUAAUUCUAUUUUUGAGGCACAUUACAAUGACCAAAGCAGAGUAUAGACUAUUUUAUUUCUGUACAUACAUAUUAUUGUAAAAUACAGCAACAAUAAAAUUAUUGUUUCUAUGAAAA
Molecule: messenger RNA, 3731 nt
Organism: Rhipicephalus sanguineus (brown dog tick)
Lineage: Eukaryota; Metazoa; Arthropoda; Arachnida; Ixodida; Ixodidae
Gene: rau
Exons: 7
Coding region: 102-1037 (311 amino acids)
Biological process (GO): signal transduction; positive regulation of fibroblast growth factor receptor signaling pathway; positive regulation of epidermal growth factor receptor signaling pathway
Source: RefSeq, a predicted model, not a curated record